AUGGUUGACAACGAAAACGCAGGCUUUAUUAUUUUAGAUGAAACGCAUGGCACGAAUAAAAGGAAAGAGAUUGAACAGUUUCAUGAUACUUAUAAAAGUGUUGCUAUAAAUGACCAGUGUGCGUCAAGACGGUCUCCGCUUUUGCAUGUUUCGUUUCCACAGCAAAUAAAUGAGAUGCUACCAUUGGAUAAUGAUGUUGUAGACACAUGUGCUGUAUCACAAGCACAGCUGAAUUGUGCGAAAGAUAUGGCAGAAAAGAUAGAUGAAGAAGAAAAAAUACAUCUAGAUUCAUCUUCAUUACAUCCUUCUCCAUUUGAAUCCAUUUUAUUAGACAAGAAAUCUGUACUUAAGCAAGAUAAUGUACAAGUACGACCUCUACCCGAUCCACUUGUAUGCACCGCUCGAGAAUAUUGCGAGCACCAUGUAUUUCCCACUCUUCUUCCGGCUAUGCAAGAAAUGUUGAUAGAAGCGAUAGAAAAUAAAGUAUUUGAGAAAAGACGAACAAAGUUUAAUGCUUGUGAUUAUUUGACGAACAACUUAUACAGUCAUAAUCCAAAAUUCAGCAAUCGAGAUGGAGUAAAAUUGGAAGAUAUACUUGUCCUGAAAAUCUUGGCUGAAAAUCCACGACCUCCUAUUCCGUCCUCCCUUUUACUUUCUGAUGAUGAAGCAGCUACAAUAAUUCAAGCUCAUUAUAAAGGAUACAAAGUAAAUAUCAACAUUUUUGUCAGUAAUAGACUAAUAUGUACAGUGUACAGUCUCAGAUUUGGCGUGUCUCUAGAACAGUGGUCAGCAGCAUUGCUAUUGAUGUGUUGAGUAGUAGAGAGGGGCGAUUUUUUAAGCAACAUUUUUCAAACGAGUUUUAUUUUAUGACAAAAAUUUAAUUCCUUGUUGUGAAAAGCAGUCAAAAUGUUCAAAACUAAGAGUCGCAAGCUGCCAAGUUGGUUUUUGGUUCCACAAGUAUUAGCAUAAUCAAAACCAAAUGGCGAAUACUUUUGACGCUACGCAGCAAGCCUGUAGCUUGCUUAAUGCAUUUAGACUUCUGUGGUUGGUUGCACGCAGCCUGGAUAGCGUUAUCCAUUGGAUAACGAAUUCUUUUAAUUAGUUAAAAACUUC
This is a messenger RNA of Xenia sp. Carnegie-2017, 1113 nucleotides long. Its product is annotated as IQ domain-containing protein K-like. The record is from RefSeq and is a predicted model, not a curated record. Lineage: Eukaryota; Metazoa; Cnidaria; Anthozoa; Malacalcyonacea; Xeniidae.